Messenger RNA from Penicillium paradoxum, 1326 nucleotides. RefSeq names its product 3-keto-steroid reductase. The transcript is spliced from 2 exons. The record is from RefSeq and is a predicted model, not a curated record. Gene Ontology annotation, cellular component: endoplasmic reticulum membrane; lipid droplet; mitochondrial outer membrane. Gene Ontology annotation, biological process: ergosterol biosynthetic process. NCBI's taxonomy places the organism in Eukaryota, Fungi, Ascomycota, Eurotiomycetes, Eurotiales, Aspergillaceae. Bases 1 to 1326 code for a protein of 441 amino acids. Gene Ontology annotation, molecular function: 3-beta-hydroxysteroid 3-dehydrogenase (NADP+) activity.
AUGGACCAAGCCAAAUCUGCCAGCGAGCAGCAAGACAUGCUUCAUAUCUUAGUGACAGGAGCCAAUAGCGGUCUCGGGUUCUCUAUAUGUUGCCGCCUUGCCGAUGAAUUCCUCUCCUCUCACCCAGAAUCCGAAUCUCUCACUAUAAUAUUUACAACACGAAGCGCGCGUAAAGCUCAAGAUACUAUCCGCAGACUAGAAUCGCAUCUCAAAUCCUCUGCGCCCUCUGCAGCAGCCGCAGCGCGCGUGCACUUCGUCUCAGAGAGUGUCGACCUCGGCGAUCUGCGCUCAGUGCGCGAACUAUCCCGCAAACUAGUCCACACCCUUCCCCGACUUGACUCAAUCGUACUCAACGCCGGUCUGGGCGGCUGGUCAGGCAUCAGCUGGCCCCGGGCCAUCUGGGACGUCUGCACCGAUCUCCUGCACGCAGUGACCUGGCCGUCCUACAAACUCGCACCGACAGGCGUUCUGACCGAAAAACAAACCAAAACCGAAGAAGAACCGGCACUCGGAGCAGUCUUUUGCGCAAAUGUCUUCGGACACUACAUGCUGGCACACAACCUGGCUCCAUUACUGAAGCGGGCACGCACGAACGGGCCCGGGCGUGUAGUCUGGGUCUCCAGUCUGGAGGCGACUUGGAAUUUCUUCAAGAUCGAUGAUAUCCAGGGGUUGCGCACUAAUGCGCCGUAUGAAUCAUCCAAGGCUCUCACUGAUAUCCUGGCGCUCACUUCCAACUUGCCGAGUACUGCGCCCUGGGCGGUGGAUAGCUUCUUGCAGUCUGAGACUGAGCUUGAUACACAUGCUAUCCAUACAGAUGCCCCCUCUGCGACUCCGCGCAUGUAUCUCUCCCACCCUGGUAUCUGCGCUACGUCCAUCAUCCCGCUUAUCCUUCCCCUUGCGUGGGCCAUGAUUUCUGCAUUCUGGAUUGCGAGAAUGCUGGGCUCACCCUGGCACCCAUUGUCCACCUACCUCGGUGCUUGCGCCCCGGUCUUCCUCGCAUUGGCUUCGCAGGCCGACGUCGAAGCUGCCGAGGAGCCCUACCACCGGGCUGGUGGCGGCCGGGCGAAAUGGGGCUCUUCUUGUGGGCGUCGUGGAAUUGAAUACGCGGCUUCUACUGAGACCGAUGGCUGGGGACAUGGAGGUGUUGUUGGAACUCCUGUUGUCGAAGCCGAUCGGCUUCGCCGUCGUAAGCGCGGAGCGGAGGACCUUACCAAGGAACAGAGGGAAGAGUUCGAGGAGCUUGGACGUCAGUGUUGGAAGCAGAUGGAGGACUUGCGAAUUCAAUGGGAUGAUAUCCUGGAUCAAGCUGAAGCUAGUUCCAAGUGA